This is a messenger RNA of Syngnathoides biaculeatus (alligator pipefish), 1551 nucleotides long. Lineage: Eukaryota; Metazoa; Chordata; Actinopteri; Syngnathiformes; Syngnathidae. The record is from the annotation of a RefSeq genome assembly.
GUGGCAAUCACUCGUUGAUUUUUCUCUACAAACCAUAAAGAUAUUGGUACCCUUUAUUUAGUAUUUGGUGCAUGAGCUGGAAUAGUCGGGACCGCCCUAAGCCUACUUAUCCGAGCAGAGCUAAGCCAACCCGGGGCCCUACUAGGGGAUGAUCAGAUUUAUAAUGUAAUUGUCACCGCCCAUGCAUUCGUCAUAAUUUUCUUUAUAGUUAUACCAAUCAUGAUUGGCGGCUUUGGUAAUUGGUUAGUUCCACUAAUAAUUGGGGCACCCGAUAUAGCCUUCCCCCGAAUAAACAAUAUAAGCUUCUGGCUUCUUCCGCCCUCUUUUCUUCUUCUCCUUGCCUCAUCUGGGGUUGAAGCAGGAGCAGGCACCGGAUGAACUGUUUAUCCACCCCUUGCAGGUAACCUCGCCCAUGCAGGAGCAUCAGUAGACCUUACUAUUUUCUCCCUUCACUUAGCAGGAGUUUCCUCAAUCCUAGGGGCAAUUAACUUCAUCACCACUAUUAUUAACAUAAAACCACCCUCUAUUUCCCAAUACCAAACACCCUUGUUCGUCUGAGCCGUCCUAAUUACUGCUGUCCUCCUUCUAUUGUCACUCCCAGUUUUGGCAGCCGGCAUUACAAUACUCCUCACAGACCGCAACCUUAAUACAACCUUUUUUGACCCUGCCGGAGGGGGUGACCCAAUUCUUUACCAACACCUGUUUUGAUUUUUCGGCCAUCCAGAAGUAUAUAUUCUUAUCCUCCCGGGGUUUGGAAUAAUCUCCCACAUUGUCGCCUAUUAUGCCGGUAAAAAAGAACCCUUUGGUUACAUAGGAAUAGUUUGAGCAAUAAUAGCAAUCGGCCUACUAGGGUUUAUCGUAUGAGCCCACCAUAUGUUUACAGUCGGCAUAGAUGUAGACACUCGUGCCUACUUUACCUCAGCUACCAUAAUCAUCGCCAUCCCCACCGGAGUCAAAGUAUUCAGCUGAUUAGCCACCCUUCAUGGAGGGGUGAUCAAAUGAGAAACACCCCUACUUUGAGCCCUUGGUUUUAUCUUCUUAUUUACAGUAGGAGGCCUAACAGGUAUUGUAUUAGCGAACUCCUCCUUAGAUAUCGUCCUGCACGACACAUAUUACGUAGUAGCCCAUUUCCAUUAUGUAUUAUCCAUAGGAGCCGUAUUUGCUAUUAUAGCAGGGUUUGUACACUGAUUCCCCUUAUUCACAGGGUUUACACUUCACAAUACAUGGACAAAAAUUCAUUUUGGGGUAAUAUUUGCAGGUGUGAACCUAACAUUCUUUCCCCAACACUUCUUAGGUUUAGCCGGGAUACCUCGACGAUAUUCAGACUACCCAGACGCCUACACACUUUGAAAUACCAUUUCAUCUAUUGGGUCUUUAAUUUCCUUAAUCGCUGUAAUUAUAUUCCUAUUUAUCCUAUGAGAAGCAUUUGCGGCCAAACGGGAGGUGUUAUCUGUAGAAAUAGUCACAACAAACGUGGAAUGGCUACAUGGCUGUCCUCCGCCCUACCACACCUUUGAAGAACCCGCAUUCGUUCAAAUUCGCUUGAGCUAA